GCGCGUGUUGAAAGAUGCAGCCUGGUGGAGAAUGCGUGCAUUGAGCAGCCGGCGCGCGCACGGCACUCAGGCUCUUCCUCCUGCCCCAAUGCAGCGGUCGUCGGGCGCGCCCAGCUUCGCCUCACCAAUGAGCGCCGCUCGCAGCGACACCUUCGCCUCGUAACCGUGUUGAAAGAGUGGAAAUAUACGCCUGACACUUACACGGACGCAGCGAGAAUUCUGGAAGGUCCAGCCAGCAGGCGAGGAUGAAUUCCAUACGGCACGUGCCUUCCAGGGUGAAAAGCAGGAGGACUGAGACCACCUUGGGGGCGGAGAGAGAGCAUUUUGACAAGCAGCAGCUCACAAGUAUCAGCAAAGCCAUCAGUGCCAGUGAGACGCCGGUAAAGGAGAAGCAUGUGCGCAGGAUCAUUUUGGGGACACACAGAGAGAAGGGUGCCUUCACCUUCUGGUCUUAUGCCCUGGGCCUGCCACUGGCCAGUAGCUCCAUUCUCAGCUGGAAGUUCUGCCAUGUGCUACACAAGGUGUUGCGGGACGGACAUCAGAAUAGUCUACAGGACUGCAUGAGACACAGCAGCAACAUUUCUGAAAUGGGAGCUCUCUGGGCUAAUCUUCAUGAUCGAUAUGGACAGCUGGUCGCCCUAUAUGCUAAACUCCUGUGCAACAAGAUGGAAUUCCAUAUGAAGCAUUCAGAAAUACCACCCAAUCUAGAGGCCUCAGAUGAGGUUCUGGAACGCACGGCCGGGAGCGACAUUAACAAUGUGUUCCAGCUCACAGUGGAGGUGUUUGAUUACCUGGAUUACGAGCUAAAGCUGGCAGAGACUGUGCUCCGGCAGCUCAAUACUUCCAUCGCCAUUUCCACCACCACAUCUGGACAGUGUCGUCUGGCCCCUCUCAUCCAGGUGAUCCAGGACUGCAGCCACCUUUACCACUUCACCGUGAAGCUUCUUUUCAAGCUACAUGCCUGUUUGCCAGCAGACACCCUCCAAGGUCACCGGGACAGAUUCCAUGACCAGUUCCACAGCCUGAAGAACUUUUUCAACAAAGCCAGAGACAUGAUGUACUUUAAAAGACUCAUCCAGAUUCCCAAGCUGCCUGAUUCACCCCCCAACUUCCUGCGUGCAUCUGCACUGGCUGAGCAUGUGAAGCCAGUGGUGGUCAUUCCUGAUGAAGAGCCACAAGAUGACGAUGACCCAGAGCCGCUCAUUGAAGUCAGUGAGACGACGCAGCCCAUCACGCAGAGCCAGCCGCAGCAAUUUGAUAUAUUCGACCAAACAUUUGGACCUCCCAAUGGUGGUUUUGAUAACAGGGACGUCCAGAUAGACAACCUGAAGCGGGAAAUUGAGAUGCUUCGGGCUGAGCUGGAAAGAAUCAAGGCUGAGGCCCAGCGCUACAUCACACAGCUCAAGUCCCAGAUCAACAGCCUGGAGGCUGAGCUGGAGGAACAGAGGGUGCAGAAGCAGCGUGCCCUGGUGGAGAAUGAGCAGCUGCGCAUGGAACUGGAGGCCCUACGGAGGCAGAAUAACGAGCACGAGAACCUGCAGGCCACUUUCCUGGAGGCAGAGAAGCGUGCCCAGGCAACUGAGAUGCGGUACUCAAAGCUGAAGGAGAAGCAUGCAGAGUUGGUCAGCAGCCAUGCUGAGCUGCUCCGGAAGAGCGCAGACACCGUCAAGAUGCUGUCAGCUACCCAGCAGACACAGGAGGAAGUGGCCCGGACCAAGCAGCAACUGGCCUUUGAGGUGGAGCGCAUCAAACAGGAAGCUGAUAUGAAGCUGGAAGAGCAAAAGUUUGAGAUGGACAAGUUGAGGAGGGAGCUGGAGGAGCGCCAGACGGAAUUGUCACGCUUCCAGAGCUCUCUGCAGAGCAAUGUGGCAGCAGGGGAGAAGAUGAACAUGGCCCUCCAGUCCCUGCAGGCAGAAAAAGAGGCCCUGAUGCGUUCUGUGAGUGAACGUGAUGCAGAGCUGUCCUCCCUGCGCCAGGCUGCACAGCUGCAGCAGUCAUCCCUGCAGCAGGAGAGGGAGCGGAGCAGCCGGGAGCUGGGUGAACUGCAGGGCAAGCUGCAGGAGAAGGCAAGCCGAGAGGAGCAGCUACAGAAGAAGCUCUUGGAGGAGCAGUUCUCUCUGCUGCAGGGCACUGUGGCUGAGGCUGAGGCCAUCAUCCAGGAUGCAGUGGCAAAAUUAGAUGAUCCUUUACAUGUGCGUUGCACCAGCUCCCCAGAUUACCUGGUGAAUCGAGCGGAGGCCACUUUGGGCUCCAUUGACAAGGUGAAGCAGGGCCAUGUGAAUUACUUGAGGAACAUGGGAGAUGCCAGCAGCCUGCUGAGGGCCCUCACUCAGUUCUCCCAUCUGGCAGCUGACACCAUUGUUAACGGCAGUGCCACUGCGCAUAUGGCACCCACAGACCACGCCGACCGUUUGACAGAAAACUGCAGAGCCUGUGCCACCCAGAGUCUGCUGUUCCUGCAGGAGCUUAAGUCCAGGGCCUCCCUACAGAAAGCUGACCCAACAGCCAUUCACGUGGUUGUCCAGCGCAUCCUGAAACUUGGCCAGGAGCUGCAGCCCAAGGGCAGGGACAUUCGCCAGGAGGAGCUAGGGGACCUUGUGGACAAAGAGAUGGCGGCUACAUCAGCAGCCAUUGAGGAGGCAGUGCGAAGGAUCGAUGAAAUGAUGAAUCAGGCAAGAAAGGACACAUCAGGGAUCAAGCUGGAGGUCAAUGAGAGGAUCCUUAACAACUGUACAGAUCUGAUGAAGGCCAUCCACAUGCUUGUCAUAGCCUCCACAAACCUCCAGAAAGAGAUCGUGGAAAGUGGGAGGGGUGCUGCCUCUGUAAGGGAGUUCUAUGCCAGGAACUCUCGCUGGACAGAGGGACUCAUCUCUGCUUCCAAGGCUGUUGGCUGGGGAGCCACGCAGAUGGUAGAGUCUGCUGACAAGGUGGUUCUGCAUACAGGAAAGUAUGAAGAGCUGAUUGUGUGUUCCCACGAGAUUGCUGCCAGCACCGCCCAACUUGUGGCUGCCUCCAAGGUGAAGGCAGACCGCAACAGCAGGAAGCUGACCACUCUCCAGCAGGCAUCUCGCUAUGUUAAUGAGAUGGCAGCCAAAUUGGUGGCCUCCACUAAAACAGGCCAGGAACAGAUUGAAGAUAAAGACACCAUGGACUUCUCCGGGAUGUCUUUGAUCAAGCUGAAGAAGGAGGAAAUGGAGUCCCAGGUGAAGGUACUGGAACUGGAGACCCAGCUUGAAAAUGAGCGCUUGCGCCUUGGAGAGCUCAGAAAGAAGCACUACGAGCUGGCCGGGGUGCCAGUGGAACCGCUGGCUGAGGGAAACGGCUUCACCAGUGCGGCACCGCUGUCACCCAAGCCCACCAAGCCCAUGCUCAUGAAGAAACCAUCCGUGGCCCAGAAACCAAACAUCCCACCGAAGAACCCGUUCAAGUAAAGAGCCCCUGAUGAAGGUGACCUUGAUGGAUUACAGAUGGACAGAUCUGGUAUGCAGAUGUCCCCUCCCACGCUGCUGAUAUCAGUUUGAUCUGGAUCAUGCUCUCCAUUGGGGGAACUGUUUGGGUUUCACUCUUAUCAUCAUAGCCCACUUUAGCCAAAUUUAACCUGGAAACCAUAUUUUGCCUUUGGUUAUUUUACAUUUUAUUAAAGGGAAGGUGCAUUUUAUUACUUAGCUAUCAAUCUUGAAAAGUGAUAUCAACAGAAGAAAAAUAUCAACUCCUGUGAAAAUUCCUCAUAAAAGUGUGUUGGUGUGGGACCAGACAAGAUGUUUCUGUGGAAGUUUUUUGUCUUCAGUAUCUCUGUCACACUGAAUGAAAUUCCAUAUAAAUGCUGUUGAGAAUUUGAGUUACUAGCACAUUGAUGCUGUUUACAGUUUCUCUACUUGUUUUAAUGAAGUAUGAUAUAAUAUUUCAAAUAAAAUACUUUUGUUAUCAAUCCUAAACAUAUCAUAUAUAUAUUGUUCAUUUAUAUAGGAAACGGCUGGUUUGCUCAUCUUGCGCACACCGUUGUACAUUCUGGUGGGCUUUUUGCCCCAGUAGUGAGGCACAGGUCAUAUGAAAACAUGUAUUCAGUGUGCUGCCCUAUACUUAGUGUACAUUGUUCAGUUACUUUAAUUACUUUUUUUUUAAACUGUAUGAGUGAAGUCCACAAGGUAUGGAGUAGAUUAGGCUUAAUUUAUGAUAGCUCGUUAUAACCACCAGAGCACUAUUUCUCAAUGCAAUGAGACUUUUUAAUUUGUAAGUAAAAGGUCAAACUGACUUUUAAAUAUGAGGGGGAAAAACAAAAUUCAAAAUUUCACUUUGUUUUAGGAUGCUGGAAAUAUGCCUCAUCUAAGUCAAUUAAAAAUAUUUCCCCUCUUUGCAUAAUUCUGCUGAUGUUGGUAAAUACCUAAAAGACACGGCAACUCCAAUACAGUCAAUCGUAAUUUAUUUUUGUCUCUUACUAAUGGAAAGUAGUCUGUUGCAGUAACUGUAAUUUAACAGAGUAGGAUGAUCCUGCCUAUUCAAUCUGCCUAUCACCUGAACCUUAUUCUGCUGGUGAUAUAUCCAAAUUCUUCUGCAUGUGUUUUCAUUGUAUGCGUCUCUCAGCAGACAACAGCUGAGGGGGAACACUGUGUGAAGGGCGUGCAGUAAAGCACCUGGCCAACACUGAACAGUAACAUUUUCCUAUUAGGAAUGUAACCAAGACAGGGAGCAAAGGUCAGUGUUGAAAUGGGCACAAGAAAGCUGUACAUAUUUUUGAGGUGAUGAGCAGAAUCUCUUCCUGCACCCUUCGGUGCUUUCUUGAAAAGGGAUGUUGCUAAACACUUUCCUCCCUUUACUGGGUUCUGUAUUAAAUUUGUCUUUAUACACUCAGAUCUCUUCAUAUAUUUUAGUAUGGAUUAUUGUGUUAUCCAAAUCAGUGUGUAAAUGUCAUAUGAAUAAUAAAUGUUUAUGAACAGCAAUCUCACUGUCAUUACUGAACAUUUGCAAAGCAACUCUGUAUAGUUGAAUAUAAAUAUUUUGCUGUAUUUUACAAGGAAUGAUGCUGUGCCAGAAAUGUUCUAAUUAGAUUUAGAUUUGUUUUUACAAAAACUGAUGUUAAUACUGAAAUUAGGUGGUCAUUGGUUAAGUAGGUUGCACUGGUGUUGUAUAGCUUCUGGGCUGUAGACUGGGACAUGGGUUCAAAUCUGGAUCAGUCGGUGUGGAAUUUGCAUUUUUAAUUUUCUCUGCUGCAGUCCAAAGAGGUGUGUGUAUGUGUGAAAGUGACAGAUUGCCCUGAAAUGGAUUAGGGUGUUCUCUGCCCCAUGCACUGUAUCUCUGGGAUAAGCUCCAGGCCUCAGUGACCCUGCACUGGACAGAAGGUUAUUAAUAAUGAAUGGAUUGAUGUAAUUGUUUGGUCUUCAACUGCCUAAUGAUGUCAGGAAUUUUAACACUUUUUCUUGCUUUUGCCAGUUGGGUCAUGGAUAAAAUAUUAAAUAAAGCCAAAAAGGAGUUUUCUAUUUAAAAAAAAAGUCCAAACUUGUCUUCCUGCAAUAAUUUUUUUUUUUCCUGCUAACCAUACUAGUUGUAGAUUGCAGCUCUUAUAAAC
This is a messenger RNA of Scleropages formosus (Asian bonytongue), 5563 nucleotides long. RefSeq names its product huntingtin-interacting protein 1-related protein-like. The transcript is spliced from 32 exons. The record is from RefSeq and is a predicted model, not a curated record. Bases 246 to 3431 code for a protein of 1061 amino acids. Gene Ontology annotation, cellular component: clathrin-coated vesicle; cortical actin cytoskeleton. Gene Ontology annotation, biological process: clathrin coat assembly; actin filament organization; endocytosis. Gene Ontology annotation, molecular function: actin filament binding; phosphatidylinositol-3,5-bisphosphate binding; phosphatidylinositol-3,4-bisphosphate binding. NCBI's taxonomy places the organism in Eukaryota, Metazoa, Chordata, Actinopteri, Osteoglossiformes, Osteoglossidae.